Molecule: messenger RNA, 1914 nt
Organism: Prunus dulcis (almond)
Lineage: Eukaryota; Viridiplantae; Streptophyta; Magnoliopsida; Rosales; Rosaceae
Product: (-)-germacrene D synthase-like
Exons: 7
Coding region: 1-1692 (563 amino acids)
Biological process (GO): diterpenoid biosynthetic process
Molecular function (GO): terpene synthase activity; magnesium ion binding
Source: RefSeq, a predicted model, not a curated record
AUGUCUGUUCAAGUUUCACUUGCAUCGGAUCAACCUCAAACCCCUAAGGCCACACCUGAUGAUGUUAAUCGACGUUGUGCUAAUUUUUCUCCGAGCAUGUGGGGCUAUCAUUUUCUGUCAUAUGCUUCAGUGGAAACAAACAUCAACGCUAAGCAACGUGCCCAAGAACUGAAGGAAAAAGUGAAGAUGAUCAUAAUGGCUCCAGUUAAAAAGCCUUCACAAAAAUUGGACUUGAUUCAUGACAUCCAGCGCUUAGGUGUCUCUCACCAUUUUGAAAAUGAGAUUGAGGAACUUCUGCAGCAAAUUCACACCAGCUCCCAUUGCAAUACUGAGUCUGGGGACCAAGAAACUGAUAAUGAGCUUUACACUGCAGCGCUUCGAUUUCGAUUACUCAGACAACAAGGUUAUAAUAUUUCAUGCGAUAUAUUCAAUAAUUUCAAGGACAGUGAUGGGAAAUUUAAGGAAUCUCUGGUGAAUGAUGUAGUAGGACUUUUAAGCUUGUACGAAGCCACACAUCUUAGGAUCCACGGAGAGGAUAUACUUGAUGAGGCCUUAACCUUCACCACCACUCAUCUUGAAUCCGCAACGCACCGUUUAAGCCCCAUACUUUCGAAACAAGUCACUCAUGCCCUGUACCAGCCAUUCUGGAAGGGCUUGCCAAGGCUAGAAACAAGGCAUUACCUGUCUCUCUAUCAGGAACGCGAUUCACAGAACGAGACUCUCCUGAAUUUCGCAAAGCUGGAUUUCAAUCUACUGCAACAAGUUCAUCAAAGAGAACUAAGUGAAAUUUCAAGGUGGUGGAAGGACUUAGACUUUGUAAACAAGCUACCUUUUGCAAGAGACAGAGUAGUUGAGAGCUACUUUUGGGCUUCGGGAGUACACUUUGAGCCUCAAUAUUACUUUGCUAGGAUUACACUAUGCAAAGUUAUUGCUUUGAUAACCAUCCUUAAUGACAUCUAUGAUGUGUACGGCACACAUGAGGAACUAGAGCUCUUUACUGAAGCUGUUGAAAGGUGGGACAUCUCCGCUAUGGAUCAUCUGCCAGAGUACAUGAAAGUUUGCUAUCAAGCACUAUUGGAUGUUUACGUUGAAAUUGAAGAAAAUCUUGCAAAUGAGGGAAACUUAUAUAGCAUCCACUACGCAAGAGAAGCAAUGAAAGUCCUAGUUAGAGCUUACUUCCAAAAAGCCAAAUGGUUCCAUCAGAAAUACACACCAACAAUGGAUGACUACAUGUCGGCAGCGCUUAAUGCAUCCAACUUCGCGUUGGCAACCACAUCCUUUGUUGGAAUGGGAGAUAUUGCUACCAAAGACUCCAUGGAUUGGGUGUUCGACGACCCUAAGAUGGUAAAGGCUGCAUCAUUAAUUGGUAGAAUCAUGAAUGACAUCAAAUCCCACCAGUUUGAGCAAAAGAGAGGACAUGUUGCCUCAGCUGUGGAAUGCUACAUGAAAGAAUAUGGUGCCACAGAAGAAGAAGCAAAUAUCGAACUAAGCAAGCAAGUGAAUAAUGCAUGGAAGGACAUAAACGAAACGAGCAUCCAGAACACCACCAUCCCCGUGCCCCUCUUACUGCGAAUUUUGAAUCUUGCACGUGUGGUUGAAGUUUUAUACAAGCAUGGUGAUGGCUUUACUCAUGCUGGAAUUUUUCUCAAGGAUUCUGUAGUUUCUCUGUUUGUAGAACCUGUGCCCCUAUAGGCCUAGAAUUUGAACUUGUCCUUUGUUGGAGCAUAAAAUUUCUGGUCCUCCAACAAGUAAUCUUAUGUCCUUGUUCAGAAGCCGAUCACCAUACUUCGCUUGCCACAAAUGAGAGAGAAGGGAGUACCUGCAAGAGAACACACAGAUGCCCAAAUCAGUGUCUAGAAAUAUCAUAGUAGAAUCAGAAUAUCCCUUACCUAAGUCCUGUAGUAAAAUAAGGAG